Molecule: messenger RNA, 1296 nt
Organism: Penicillium atrosanguineum
Lineage: Eukaryota; Fungi; Ascomycota; Eurotiomycetes; Eurotiales; Aspergillaceae
Product: inositol polyphosphate multikinase
Exons: 2
Coding region: 1-1296 (431 amino acids)
Biological process (GO): inositol phosphate biosynthetic process; phosphatidylinositol phosphate biosynthetic process
Cellular component (GO): nucleus; cytoplasm
Molecular function (GO): inositol hexakisphosphate kinase activity; inositol-1,4,5,6-tetrakisphosphate 3-kinase activity
Source: RefSeq, a predicted model, not a curated record
AUGCCGCCCUCCAGAUCAGAGAGUUUAAAAACGCCGCAACUGGGCAGCGAUGACUUGGUCCCAUUUGACCACGUCGCCGCAGGCCACGAUGGUGUCCGCUGCACUCUCUCCGGGGCCCUAAUCGCCAAACCUUGCGUCCAGCAGGAGGUCGAUUUCUACGAAGCUAGUGCUCUCCAUCCUGGGUUUCAGGAAUUUAUGCCUCUUUUCAUCGGCUCGCUCUCGUCUGCCGAUCAGCAACAACCGCUGGCGAUUUCUGCUACGCAAGGGUCUGGCGCUGUCUUUCUACCUCCCGCUGGCGAUGCCCUGACUACUCCGAACACAACCGCCGUUUCGUCACAACAAACACCUGUCGAACCGAGCACAGUGACAUCUUCAGGAACAGAUCAGCCAUGGGUGCCAUCCGGAGGUAAGAAGCUAGAGACAGGUCUUUCUAUCGUGUUGGAGAAUAUUGCCGCGGGGUUUCAUCGUCCAAAUGUGCUGGACGUAAAGCUCGGAGCGCGGCUCUGGGCCGAUGAUGCGCCUCCUGCCAAGCGCCACAAGUUGGAUGCCGUGUCCAAAGAAACAACCAGCGGGAGCCUGGGAUACCGGAUAGCUGGGAUGAAAGUGUGGUCUGGUACAGACGGCGAGAUCGACGAGGGCUCCAGGACGAAUCCGUACGCGACCAAGUACGAAGGAGCAGAGGGUGCCAGAGGAGAAGUCAUCGAGAAGGAUGGGUAUCGACGCUACGACAAGUGGUACGGCCGAUCAUUCAGUGCCGAUACCGUGAAAGAAGGAUUCGAGACAUUCCUAGCUGGAGCCAAAGCGGGCUCUGUGGAUCGCUCGAAGAUGGUCGCACGCCGAAUCACAGAAGAGCUACAAAACGUACAACGAGUACUUGAAUCUGAGGAGAGUCGCAUGUACUCUUCUAGUGUCUUGGUGAUUUACGAGGGCGACCCAGAGGCAAUGGCAGUUGCCUUGGAAGAGGAAAAGAAGAUCCCCGAGCAAAGGGACCCAGAAGAUGAGGAUAGUGAUGAAGAAGUGAAUUUUGAAUUCACGGAAGAGCCCCUCGAGCUAGUCGAUGUACGACUUCCCGACGGCAUACCCAAGAAAGCCAUCAACAUCAGCUUUGACCCCCAAACGGUGCAGGUUCCAUUAGAGCUGGAUGAUGACGAAGAUGAAGACGAAACACCAAAAGUACACGACCUCCGCAUCAUCGACUUCGCCCAUGCGACAUGGACUCCAGGGGAAGGACCAGAUGAGAACGUUCUAAUGGGAGUUCGCAGCCUGGUCAAAAUAUUCAACGAGCUGGCCGAGUGA